GAGGCACUCGUCUCAACUGGGCCGUGCAGAGUGCUGCCGCUGAUUUUUUGCACCUCAUGCUAGUCAGCAUGGCACACCUCGCUCCAAGAGCCAGAUUCUGUUUAAGUUUUCACGACGAAGUGAGAUAUUUAGUACUGGACGAACACAGAUAUGAAACAGCUUUAGCUCUACAGAUAACUAAUCUCUUCACACGAGCAUUUUGUUCUCAAAUGGUGGGUAUACAUGAUUUACCAAUGUCAGUAGCUUUCUUCACACCAGUAGAAGUAGAUCAAGUAUUAAGAAAAGAAGCUAAUCUAUGUUGUACCACACCUUCAAAUCCCCAUGGCUUGGAAAAGGGUUAUGGAAUACCAGAUGGAGAAUCGCUAACUAUUUUUGAUGUUCUUGAAAAGUAUAAAUUAAAUUAA
Nymphalis io (European peacock) is the source of this 404-nucleotide messenger RNA. Its product is annotated as DNA polymerase subunit gamma-1-like. The coding region runs from base 57 to 404 and encodes 115 amino acids. The transcript has 3 exons. Lineage: Eukaryota; Metazoa; Arthropoda; Insecta; Lepidoptera; Nymphalidae. Gene Ontology annotation, molecular function: 3'-5' exonuclease activity; DNA binding; DNA-directed DNA polymerase activity. Gene Ontology annotation, biological process: mitochondrial DNA replication. The record is from RefSeq and is a predicted model, not a curated record. Gene Ontology annotation, cellular component: mitochondrion; gamma DNA polymerase complex.